UUCUAUUCCUUUAUAUUUUCUUAUUAUAUAAAAAAAACUGCUUCAAUACCUAACAAACGCCAAUUUUGUUUUGUAUAUUUAUCAACUUUUGAUUUUUAAGUGAAUAAUUUUCUCUUUAAAUCAUUAUUCAAAAUGUCAGAUGAAGAAGAUGUGAAUGAUAUCGAUUACGUAACGGAGGAUUUCGAAAAUUUGAAUGUCUCAAAUUAUGGAGAUGAGGAUGAUAAUUACGACAGGAACUAUGAAGAUAAUGAUUCCAAUGAUUAUGAAAAAGAAGACAAUCAUCAAGAAACUGAGGAGUCUCAUGAAGAAGACAAUCAUGCUGAAGUAGAAAAUGAUGAUAAUCAUCAUGAUGAAGAUGGUGCAGCUAGUGGUAGCAAAUUCGAUUUUUUCGAUUACGUUCAUGAUGACGAUGAUCCUUUUAAUGUCAUGAAAUGUUGCGAUCCAGAAUUUUAUAGUUAUGAUGACUAUUUAAAUGAUUUUUACGAACGAUUCGCUGACGGUCAAAAUGAUGACGAUGAUUAAGAUAAUUUUCUUUUUUAAUAUCAUCAAUCUGGAGCAGUUUUUAAUCAUCGAACCAAUUCACAAGUCUCUGAGUAGGGAAACAAUUUUCAAAAUUUGUCUAUACUGCAAAAAAUCUACAACCGGAUUUGAAUCGAAGAACUUUCAUCGAAUAAUAUUCAAAAUCAUGGAUUUUUAAUUCAAACAAAGAAAAAAAAGACUGAAAUUUAAUUUCACUCCGAAUAUUUUUCACCAAAUACUUUUUUUCUCAAAGAAACCUUAUUCUAACGAAAUGUUACUUAUUUCAAAGAAUUUCUUUUUUGCUUUUGAUUACAAAGGUUAUUUUCUGUUCGUUUAUUUCAGAAUUUCUUAUAAAAACGAGUUAUUUAAAUAUAGUAAACAGUUUACAAUGUAAGAAAUUAAAAAUAAGUUGAACUGAGAACUUAAAGCAAGGUAGAAAUUAAAAAAAAAAUUUUUUUUUCUUUUUUCA
Leptopilina heterotoma is the source of this 988-nucleotide messenger RNA. Its product is annotated as prostatic spermine-binding protein-like. The record is from RefSeq and is a predicted model, not a curated record. The transcript has 2 exons. Bases 133 to 522 code for a protein of 129 amino acids. Lineage: Eukaryota; Metazoa; Arthropoda; Insecta; Hymenoptera; Figitidae.